UCCAACGCGAGUCCUCCUUCUCCGUCUGUCUUUGUGACAAAACCAAGAAAACAACGGGGGAAGUGUUGACGGGCUGAACUUUUCCCUGUUUGUUUGAGGACGGGGGGAUUAAACAUCUGCAGAGUUGGAGGAGGAGGAGGAUGAGGAGGAGUUGGGGAGGAAGAAACUGAACUAUGUGGCAAACAGCGAAGCUGCUCGGUGCAGGAAAAAGUUUUCUCGGGAGGAGCUGAUGGAGGGAGAGAAGGAGAAACUGUGGCAGCAGCGAGAGGAGAAGGAGAGCAACGAGGCGGAGGACGACCGGAAGAGCGACGAGGAUGCCGACGAUGAAGAGGAGGAGGAGGAGGGGGCGGAGGGGGCGGUGCUGGGCUGGCAGGAGGGCUACGAGCAGGACAACCUGGGCCUUCCCAUCAUGCACUGGGAGGCGCUGAGUCUGCGCAUCGCUGAGCUGGAGAAGCAGGAGGAGGAGAAGCGGGAGAAGACCGCCGCCUCUCUGGAGCGCCUCAGGAGCCCGGUGAGCUGGCCGGAGGACCGAGGGAGGAGGACGGACAGAUGGGAGGACGGCAACGACGCCUGCAACAGCCACGUGCUGGCACUCACGUCCCGCCUGCAGACGCAGAUGAAUCUCCAGCUCUGCUUCAUCAACAACAGCGAAAGCGAAGAAGAGGAGGUGGAGGACCAAAAGAACAAAGGGGGCGCUUGCAACAAGAAGGGGACUGGAGCUCAGAUCCACAAGAACUCCCAGCAUCCUGCCAAACCCGAGGCGUCGAGAGCGAGACGCUUCAGGAACACUCUGAGGAGCCUCCGAGACCGGCUGAGGACAGACAACAAGUCCCUGGCUGCAGCUGGAACAGAAGCGGCGGUCCAGAGGAAACAUCUGGAGCUGGCUGACCUGCAGAGGCUGAACAUCAAGGACCUGAAGGCGCUGUGCUCCUCCCUCAGCAAGGCCACCCAAGACCUGAGCUCCGAGCUGGUCAAGUGCCUCCACAUCCGAGACCAGCUGAGGACGGAGCAGGACGCCAUGCUGCUGGAGGUGCAGGACCUGACGUCGCUGUGAAGCCGCCGCGAAGCCGCUGCUCGCCGAGGUUCACCUACCGCCCUGAAGGGAACAUCUCUUUCUGUUUUUAGUUUUUUUAGUUUCCCUCCCAGCGAUGUGGGAAACAAGACGUCCAGUUCCUCAACCGGCCGCAGAAGCAGAAGGGAAGUGAUGGGAUCUGCAUCUCUGAACAUUUCUGAGGAUAGAAUCGGUGGUUUCCCCCCGAUGUGCCGUUGCAGCAUCGGUCGUCACCGUGACGUCAUCUGGUCCAGGUCUGGUGAACAUCUCAGCGUCAUCUGCUCUGCUGAGGUUUCAGUGAAGAACAAACGGACGAAGCUCGCUCACGUUGGUCUUAAUGUUUCUGCCAGGAUCAUUUUCAUGUUAUUUAGCCCCUAAAGUAUCAAUCAGAGUAUCGGCCCUUGUUUGGUUUUUCUGUUUCAAAAUGAAGCUGGAAAACCAGAAAAAUGGACUGAUGAUAUUGUUUGUUUUAAAUUUUUUUUUAACUCUAAAACUUGAAACUAAAAAGAGGAAACAUUUCAAAAGGGAAACGACUAAAAGGGAUUUCAGUUUACGUCGUCAGCGGGGUGUGAUCCCGUAUCAGGGCAGGAGGGACGAAGACCCCAAACUGAACACCACAGCUCAGAAAUCUAGUUUUAGCAUGUCGUCAUGUCGCAGUUUUAGUGGUAAAAUUAUCAGCGCUUUUCACAAAUGUUACUAAUAACACACUAAAACAAAAGAGCAUGAGAUGGUUAAACAAGUGUACAGUAAACGCCUCUUCCAGAGGAGUCCGCCGACGUUCAGGGGGCUGUAAUGUCCAGUUAAACAGUUUCCAUCGAUCAGUCCCGAUCGGUUCGUCGCCGCGGUGAUUUACUGACACUGAGAGGUUUUCUUCUUCUAACGUAGCGUCAUAAAUCCCUCCUGACGGAGUUUACAGUUGGAGUGUCAGGAGGCCCCGCCCCCCUUAGUUAGUGUUGCUAACGUUGUUUACAGUUUUACAGUCUGGGUGAAAACCUUGUAUCAAGAUGUUUUCAAGUAAAAGGGAAUAUGUGCGCCACCCAGGAUCAACGAUGUGAACCAACGCAGACAUGUAGCUCUGUUUUGUUUGGAUUUAGGAAGAAAAUAAAUGUCCGUCCUCUCUGAAGAGCUGCUAGAUGAGAGUGUAGACAUGCUGUUUUACAUUUAUUUAGCAUAAACUCCAUCGAACAGACGAGAGUUCAGGAUCUUCAGUGUUUUUCUGUGGAGCUGAAAGCUGCAGAUGUCUGAUGGUGCUUUUCCACUAGAACCUACUCAUCUCAACUCGGCCAAGUUUCUUUUCCACUACAAUUCAGCACCUGGAGUAGAAGUAGGAGGUUGGAGUGAAGCUGCUGUGAUGUAUUUGAUUGUGUAUCUAAACGAAGAAGACAACAACACUAAAGCCUGAAUUAUAGUUCUGCGUUAAACCAACGCAGAGCCUACGCCGUUGCCAUGACGCCGUCGUGAACCCUUCGGACUUCUCCGUCACUCCAUUUCGCCGCAAUACCCCCCCAGAGCGCUAGUUGAUACUUUGUUUGCAAUGAUGGCGCUUUUUAAUUUUUUUUAGUUUGUCUCGGUGCUGCUGAAAAGUCAGCUGGAGCCGCGAGCAUCUAUGAAGUGACAGAGCUCCUGGUGGAUCUGGUCGUUCCUUAUCACCCGUCUAGAUCCCUUUUUAAUUCUCUCCUCAGCCACCAGGUUUAUGAACAUCUGCACCUCAGAGUUGGAUCGGAAACAGACAUUUGCUGCUGUUGCCGCUGGAAUAAAAUGAACAAGAAGCCGUCAGAGUCGCUCUUUCACUGAUGUCACAUCCUGACUCAGACGUCUGACUCCAACCCCCCGACCAAUCGGUGGCCUGUAGUGUGAUGACGUCAGAUACAGCCGACUCAGCCGCUUAGAACCUCGGCAGAGUAGAUACAGAAAAGUAUCUACUCGGCACAUUAGACCCCUAGUGGGAAAGAACCAAACCGAGUCGAGUCGGGCUGAGUAGGUGCUAGUGGAAAAGCGCCAUGAGUUCUGGUCCCUGCUGAACUGGUACUCGACAGCCAUUGGCUCGUCUGCAUUUUAGGGGUGGGGGUUAAUGAUGGGCCCCCCUCCCGGGAGCAGCUACGGUGUAGUUUGAACCCUUACACCGUCCACCAGCGUUGGUCAUCGGUGCCGCCGGGACCCGUUCACGUCCGCGACCCGUCUAACGUCGGGGGUUAAACGGAUCAUUGCCUCUGAGUUUCUGAUUUGGGGAUUUUCCCCAGCUCCUCCGGCAGAUCCCUGGACUCCCGAGUAGGAACUAGUGACUGUAGAUGAAGGUGAGGUGGAUUCAUCUCAUCACUUCUCUCGUAUCUUGUUAGAAACGUUUUUCUGAUAUUUUUAUUUUACUAAAGAGUUAAAGAUGUUUGUUAUGAUGAAUCCUUUAAACCACAACUGCACAUUUCAGGUUGACUUCACUGUAACAACCUUUCUGCUCUGUUUUAACGCCUCAGUCGAAGCUUUGUUUGUGUUUUGCUUGUUUUGUUUUCUUGGUUGUUUUUUUUUUUUUAUGGUGGCUGCAGUUUGUACCGAGCACGUUGGGUCCCCCGGCCGGCCUCUCCGUUAUUAUUUAACUUCUACUUUUAAACUCUUCAGAGUCGGCCUGUGUUGAAAAAAUCGAUUUUCAAAUUCUAAAUCGAUUCUCAUAAUGAUUCCUAAAAAUCGAUUCGUAUCAUUACAUUGCAACUUUUGGUAUUUUUUUGUUUAUGCCCAAAAAAGGAAUGUUUUGUUGGAUAUGAGAAUAACUGGUCCAUGUUUUUGCCUUUUAAAUAUGUUUAAAUGUAUGAAAACAUUAAUGUUUUCAGUUAUAAUUGCAUAAAUUGUCUAUAUUUCAUUGGAAAAACGGAAUGUGGGAAAAAAUAAAACCGAUUUCAUCUGUC
This is a messenger RNA of Cololabis saira (Pacific saury), 3945 nucleotides long. Its product is annotated as schwannomin-interacting protein 1. Gene Ontology annotation, cellular component: cell junction; plasma membrane. The coding region runs from base 230 to 1054 and encodes 274 amino acids. Gene Ontology annotation, biological process: positive regulation of hippo signaling. Lineage: Eukaryota; Metazoa; Chordata; Actinopteri; Beloniformes; Belonidae. The record is from RefSeq and is a predicted model, not a curated record. The transcript is spliced from 7 exons.